CAAUCAAAACCUCGAAAUUCAUCAUUGGAGUAUCUUCAGUACCUCAUUUUUGCUUUCCUCUGCAACUUUACCAAUUUGAAAGCCGUCGUCUUCUUCACAAGCCAUGAGCAACAACAAUCCUCCAAAACCCGUGUUUUUAACCAAAGCCCAACGCGAACAGUUAGCCCUUCAACGCCUCGAGGAGCAACGCGCCCAACAGAAACGCCGCAUCGAAGACCUCCGUUCCGCCAAUGGCGCCGCCAAUAACCGUUCCGAUUCUUCUUCUGGUAAACCCACUUCUGAUUCUUCCGACCGACGCGACCGGGAACGGCAGCGUGAGAGGGAUCGAGAGUCUGAGCGGAGGAACCGUGAGCGCGAGCGGGAGGAGGAAGCCAAGGCGCGGGAACGGGCGAGGUCGGAGAAGUUAGCGGAGAGGGAAAGGGAGAAGGAAUUGGAAGCGAUUAAAGAGCAAUAUCUCGGAUCGAAGAAGCCCAAGAAAAGGGUUAUUAAACCUAGUGAGAAAUUUAGGUUUUCUUUCGAUUGGGAAAACACGGAAGAUACUUCGAGGGAUAUGAAUUCUUUGUAUCAAAACCCUCAUGAGGCUCAGCUUUUGUUUGGGAGAGGGUUUAGAGCUGGGAUGGAUCGGAGAGAACAGAAGAAGUUAGCGGCUAAGAAUGAAAAGGAGAUGAGAGAAGAAAUUAGGAAAAAAGAUGGUGUUGAAGAGAAACCAGAGGAAGCUGCGGCACAGAAGUUAAAAGAAGAAGCAGCGAAUACUUAUGAUACUUUUGAUAUGAGGGUCGAUAAGCAUUGGUCUGAUAAGAAGCUUGAGGAAAUGACUGAAAGAGAUUGGAGGAUUUUCAGGGAAGAUUUUAAUAUUUCCUAUAAAGGGUCGAAAAUACCACGCCCCAUGAGGAGUUGGAGUGAGAGUAAAUUGACUGCCGAGUUAUUGAAAGCAGUGGAAAGAGUUGGGUAUAAGAAGCCUUCACCUAUACAAAUGGCGGCUAUUCCUUUGGGGUUGCAACAAAGGGAUGUAAUUGGGAUUGCAGAGACAGGAUCAGGUAAGACUGCUGCUUUUGUUUUGCCUAUGUUAGCUUAUAUAUCUAGAUUACCUCCUAUGAGUGAAGAGAAUGAAGCUGAGGGGCCUUAUGCUGUUGUAAUGGCUCCGACUCGUGAACUUGCUCAACAAAUUGAGGAUGAAACCAUGAAGUUUGCACAUUAUUUAGGUAUUAAAGUUGUUUCAAUUGUUGGGGGUCAGUCAAUAGAGGAACAAGGGUUUAGGAUUAGACAAGGUUGUGAGGUUGUUAUUGCGACCCCCGGUCGAUUGCUUGAUUGUUUAGAGAGGCGGUAUGCUGUGUUGAAUCAGUGUAAUUAUGUGGUUCUUGAUGAAGCUGAUAGGAUGAUAGAUAUGGGUUUUGAACCCCAAGUUGUUGGUGUAUUGGAUGCUAUGCCAUCUAGUAAUUUGAAACCGGAGAAUGAAGAUGAAGAGCUUGAUGAAAAAAGGAUAUAUCGGACUACUUAUAUGUUUAGUGCUACGAUGCCUCCAGCUGUUGAGAGGCUAGCCAGGAAAUAUUUAAGGAAUCCUGUUGUGGUCACCAUUGGUACAGCUGGAAAGGCUACCGAUUUAAUUUCUCAACAGGUGAUGAUGGUGAAGGAAUCAGAGAAGUUUCCGAGAUUACAGAAGUUGCUUGAUGAGCUUGGGGAUAAGACCGCAAUUGUGUUUGUCAAUACCAAGAAGAAUGCUGAUACUAUUUCAAAGAAUCUUGAUAAGUCUGGUUAUAAAGUAACAACUUUGCAUGGUGGAAGGUCACAGGAGCAGAGAGAAAUUAGCCUUGAGGGUUUUAGGGCCAAGAGAUUCAAUGUCCUUGUUGCUACAGAUGUUGCAGGUCGUGGAAUUGAUAUUCCAGAUGUGGCUCAUGUAAUAAACUAUGAUAUGCCUGGUAAUAUUGAAAUGUAUACGCAUCGUAUUGGAAGAACAGGACGUGCAGGGAAGACUGGUGUGGCUACAACAUUUUUGACUCUUCACGACACCGAUGUCUUCUUCGAUCUCAAGCAGAUGCUUGUUCAAAGUGGCAGCCCUGUGCCUCAUGAGCUGGCAAAGCAUGAAGCUUCUAAAUUCAAACCAGGAACAAUUCCUGAUAGACCUCCUAGACGCAAUGACACUGUAUUUGCACACUGAGAAGCUCUGUACUAUGGUAUUUUAGUUGCCAAAUUUUCUUUCAUUGCUGCUUACAAGUGAUUGCUUUUGUACUGUUAUUGCAGCAUUUGAAAGUGUUAGUUGCUGACUUUGCCUUUACUUGCUACUACAAUUGCUGAUCAUAGCAAAAGUAACAUUUUGAACUAUUUUUAAUUUCUGGUCUUUGAUUAAUAUUAUAUAUAUCUUGUCUGGGAUUGUAACA
Molecule: messenger RNA, 2375 nt
Organism: Gossypium raimondii (Peruvian cotton)
Lineage: Eukaryota; Viridiplantae; Streptophyta; Magnoliopsida; Malvales; Malvaceae
Product: DEAD-box ATP-dependent RNA helicase 21
Exons: 1
Coding region: 104-2155 (683 amino acids)
Biological process (GO): mRNA splicing, via spliceosome
Cellular component (GO): catalytic step 2 spliceosome
Molecular function (GO): RNA helicase activity; RNA binding; ATP binding
Source: RefSeq, a predicted model, not a curated record